Molecule: messenger RNA, 1370 nt
Organism: Anarrhichthys ocellatus (wolf-eel)
Lineage: Eukaryota; Metazoa; Chordata; Actinopteri; Perciformes; Anarhichadidae
Gene: nkain5
Product: sodium/potassium transporting ATPase interacting 5
Exons: 7
Coding region: 57-761 (234 amino acids)
Biological process (GO): regulation of sodium ion transport
Source: RefSeq, a predicted model, not a curated record
CUACGUGCUUUCCUCAUCAGGUAAAGUGCGCUGUACGUUUCCCCACACGUCUGGAUAUGUGGCGCUUGUGUUUGAGCAAUUAUAAAAAAAAAUCCAGUCACUUCACUGUUGUUAUCCACAUCUGCAUCUUCAUCUUCAUCCUCAUCAUCAGGGCCAGAGGAGAGGAGAGGAAGAUGGGCUGCUGCUCGGCACGAUGCAUGCUGAUCCUCCUGUGUUGUCUGCAGUUGACAACUGCGCUGGAGAGGCAGGUGUUUGACUUCCUCGGCUACCAGUGGGCUCCCAUCAUGAUCAACUUCUUCCACAUCAUCAUGGUCAUCCUGGGCCUGUUUGGUGUCAUCCAGUACAGAUCACGCUAUGUUGUUAUGUACCUGCUGUGGACGUUGUUGUGGGUCGGCUGGAAUGUCUUUGUCAGCUGUCUCUACUUGGAUUUGGGAGGUCUUUCAAAGGACAGUGACAUCCUCUCCCUGGGAGUAUCGUCGCAUCGCUCGUGGUGGAAGGACAACGGGCCGGGGUGUGAGAGCGACGGCCUUCCCUCCGCCGGGUGGCAGAACCAGCGAAACCCCGAGCUGACCACGGUGCUGAGCUGCUGGCUGGAGUACCAGUACAUUGAAAUCCUGCACUGCAUCCUCCAGCUUCUCGUAUCCCUCCCAGGAUUUGUUUAUGCCUGCUACAUCGUCAGCACUUUCUCAGAUGAGGAGGACAGCUUUAAUUUCAUUGGUGAAUUGUAUCAUCCAUCCAAACCCUCUCAGUUGCUCUUCUAGUGUAAAAACCUGCAGAUUAUAAAUAACCACACAAAGGAAGUGGUUGAGAAAAACCAGGAAGGAACCGGGCAGAGGGGGUGAACUUUGAAGACUGUCAUCAUGUAAUUGUUUUGGUGUGUAUUUGUCAAUAAAAACACCUGUUGCAAAACAACGCACCAAAACGCGUUGGUCUGAACAAUAAUGUUGUUCUAUGUGCUGCAAGUGUUGCUGGAGUUUCGCCCUCUUCAGACUUUUUCCCUUCUCCAUGUACCUUGGAAGUAGAUGAAGUUGUUCCAGAAACAGCCACCCUGUUUCUACUCAGGACUCAAAUGCUGUAAAUCUAGAUUUAAAUCUACCUCUCUGUGUGUGUGUGUCUGUGUGUGUGUGUGUGUGUGUGUGUGUGCGCGCGCGUGUGUGAAAGAGAUAGAAAUCUCUCAAUAUGAAGCACUCAAGUACAAAAGAAAAGUGAUGUAAAUAAGUAGGCCUAGCAGAUCCUGUCAGAUGUUUUGCAAAAUGUAUAAUUUAUUAUUAAUGUUUUAUUUCACUUUGAAAAAGGGACCAUUCUAACUUGUGUAUGAUCUAAUUCAGUGAAACAAACGAUGCUCACGAAACAGCUUGUAUUGUGGCGUU